GCAUGGAGGGUCCCAGGGACCCCGACACCGAGCGGAGGUAUGCCAAGCUCUUCCGGCAGCUGGACUCCAAUAUGGACGGACAUGUGGACAUCAGCGAGCUGAGGGCAGGGCUGGAGGCCCUGGGGGGGGAAGGGGAGGAGCCAGGGGCUGCUCAGGGGAUACUGCGGGCCGGAGACACGGACCAGGAUGGCCGCCUCGACUUCGAGGAGUUCACCCGAUACCUGGAGGAGCGGGAGAAACGUCUGCUCAUCAUGUUCAACAGCUUGGACCGCACCCUCUCAGGUCGCAUCGACGUGUCGGAGAUCCAGGAAUGUUUUCAGAGCCUCGGCGUCCAUAUCACCCUGGACCAGGCCCACAAAAUCCUGCUGAGCAUGGACCGUGACGGAACGCUGACCAUCGAUUGGCUGGAAUGGAGGGAUCAUUUCCUGUUGAGUCCGCUGCACAAUAUGGAAGACAUGGUCACUUAUUGGAAGCAUUCCUCCAUGUUGGAUAUAGGUGAGUCACUGGCAGUUCCGGAUGAGUUCUCUCAGAAGGAGAUCCGCUCUGGUAUGUGGUGGAAGCAGCUGCUGGCGGGAGCUGUAGCGGGAGCCGUGUCAAGGACAGGAACUGCUCCCCUGGACAGGUUAAAAGUCCUAAUGCAGGUACACGGAAAACAAUCUCAGGGGGGGCUCUCCAUGUUGAAGGGAGUGAAAGCCAUGAUUGAAGAGGGAGGAUUGCGCUCACUGUGGCGGGGGAACGGUAUCAAUGUACUGAAAAUAGCUCCAGAGUCUGCUAUCAAAUUCAUGGCGUAUGAACAAAUAAAGAAGGUCAUCCGUGGUCAGCACGAAACGCUGCGGGUCCAAGAGAGGUUCAUUGCGGGGUCGUUGGCCGGAGCCAUCGCACAGACCGUCAUAUAUCCAAUGGAGGUAUUGAAGACUCGGUUGGCUCUCCGGCACACUGGUCAGUUCUCUGGGAUGUCAGACUGCGCUCGGCAUAUCCUGCGCACCGAGGGGGUGAGAGCGUUCUCUAAGGGCUACCUUCCGAACCUGCUGGGUAUCGUGCCGUACGCAGGCAUUGACUUGGCAGUGUACGAGACUCUGAAGAACACGUGGUUACAGAGGUACCAAGCUGGCAGCAGCCCCAAUCCAGGAAUUCUGGUCCUGUUGGCUUGUGGGACCGUAUCCAGCACAUGUGGGCAGAUUGCCAGCUACCCGUUAGCCCUGGUCAGGACACGCAUGCAGGCACAAGCCACAAUCCAGGACGCCCCGCAGCUGUCCAUGGUAGCUCUGUUCCGUUACAUCGUGGCUCGGGAAGGGUUCCUGGGCCUGUACCGAGGAAUCGCUCCGAACUUCAUGAAAGUGAUACCCGCUGUCAGCAUUAGCUACGUGGUGUAUGAGAACAUGAAACGCCUGCUGGGGGUGACUAGCCGAUGAAGAGAGUGUCGCUCAUC
Messenger RNA from Nanorana parkeri, 1429 nucleotides. Its product is annotated as calcium-binding mitochondrial carrier protein SCaMC-3-like. Gene Ontology annotation, biological process: transmembrane transport. The record is from RefSeq and is a predicted model, not a curated record. Lineage: Eukaryota; Metazoa; Chordata; Amphibia; Anura; Dicroglossidae. The transcript has 11 exons. Gene Ontology annotation, molecular function: ATP transmembrane transporter activity; calcium ion binding. Bases 3 to 1412 code for a protein of 469 amino acids.